AGUCGAUCGGCAGUUUCGGCCAUUUUCGUAUAAGAGGUAUCGGAUUUGCUACGUACUUCUUGUACAUCGGAUCAUCACGAUGUGCUCGAGAGUCUGAAGCUCUGAAGGCGGGGUUCGUCAUCUUUCGGUCAACUCCCCGAUGAUGUUGGGUCAUCGACAAGUCCAAGCCCAAAAUAUGUCACCCACCCCUGCUGUUCUGGGUUGAACAGUGUGUUGGGUUGCAAGGGAUGUUGACCUUUUGCAAUCAUUGCUCUAUACCCAGGCGUCGUUGGCGAUACAGUAAAUUCAAGCACCAUGGCUGUUGGAAAGACACCUCUGUCGGUCGAGGACAUUCUCGCCAAACAAAAGGCCGAGAAGGAAGAGGCGUCAAAGCCCAAGUUCCUGACGAAAGCACAGAGAGCUCAGAUCGCUCUCGAGAAACGGCAACAAGAGAUCGCCGCUUCUCAAGACAAGCAGGCUGCCGAACGAGCGGAACGAGAAAAGUUGGAACAAUCCGUCGAGGAGGAGCGGAGGCGGAACGAUUCAUACCGAUACGGAGGACCUGGAGGAAAUGGGCAAUACGGUGGACCGCAAGGUGGAAGAUACGGUCAACAAUCGUAUCAAGCUGGAAACCGAGGUGCUCAUCCCAAUCAGCGGGCUUAUGAUCGAGGACUAGGUGCGCCUAGUGGACCUAGAAGCAAUGGCGGUCCGCCACCUUCGGGACCUCGAGGUGGAGGUUAUGUGCCAUCACCAUUGAGCGGUGCUGGUGGAGGGUCGAGUUCAAGGAAUGGAGACAACUACCAGUCGACACCGAUCCCCACCGGGCCUCGGAAUGGCACCAACUCUAUGCCAGGCCCGCCUAACCAGGACAACCCUACCGUUACCGCCUCGCCUUCUCGAACGUUUGACAACCCGACCGAUGGAAUGCCUUCGAUCGGGUCGUCAGCUGCACCUCCCACUGAUGCCGAGCUAGCCAUCAUCCGUCAACGAUAUCUCGGAGCGGCUCCUCCAGGUGAAGCUGGACCGGCCGCCAAGAAACCUCGCGCGAGAAAGCUGCAGGACAAGAAGUUUGUCUUCGAUUGGGAUGCGAGCGAAGACACCUCCUCGGCAGAAGUCGGUACAUGGCGAGACGAAAUGGCUAAUGGGAAUCGAGCCGUGGGCGUCGGGGUCGGGACCAUGUUCGGAGGUCGACUAGCGGGCUAUGACGAAGGUGGCCGAAGCAAGGCGACGAGUCGAGCUCUGGAAGAUCACCACGCUGAUGCUCUCGAGCGACGUCGGGCGGCCAAGCAUGGGCACGAUGAUCGACACUGGACCGAGAAACCUCUUGUCGAGAUGAAGGACCGAGAUUGGCGAAUUUUCCGGGAAGACUUUUCCAUCUCGGCAAGGGGAGGAAAUAUUCCUCAUCCCAUGCGAAACUGGCGAGAGUCGGGUAUCCCGGAAGCGAUUCUGAACAUCAUCGACGAGAUUGGGUACAAGGAGCCUAGUCCUAUUCAGCGACAAGCCAUCCCGAUCGGUCUGAAGAAUCGAGAUCUCAUCGGUAUCGCCCAGACCGGUUCCGGUAAGACGGCCAGUUUCGUCAUUCCCAUGCUGGAAUACAUCUCGCAUCUGGCCCCACUCACUGAAGAGAAUAUGCACCUCGGUCCUUAUGCGCUCAUCAUGGCACCGACUCGUGAGUUGGCUCAACAGAUCGAGAGCGAGACCAAGAGAUUCGCCGGUCCCAUGGGAUACAAGACGGUUUCCAUUGUCGGUGGAAAGGCUGUCGAAGAGCAACAGUUCAACCUGAGAGAAGGAGCCGAGAUCGUCAUUGCCACACCCGGUCGUCUCAAGGAUAUCAUCGACCGUAACAUCAUGGUGCUAAGCCAGUGUCGAUACGUCGUCAUGGACGAAGCCGAUCGAAUGGUCGAUCUCGGUUUCGAAGAGGAGUUGAACUAUAUCCUGGGUUCGAUGCCUGCGGAUUACGCUAAACCGGAAGACAUGGACGUCGAUGAUUACGUCGACCCUAACCCGGAGCUCGACAAGAACGGCGGACCACAGACGGGGUGGAAGGGUCUCCGGGUGACGACGCUGUUCUCGGCUACAAUGCCUCCGAUCGUCGAAAGGCUCGCCCGGAAAUACCUCAGAAAGCCAGCGACAGUCGUUAUCGGAAACGCCGGAGAGGCCGUCGAGACGGUCGAGCAGAGGGUCGAGUUUAUCCAGGGAGACGAGAAGCGAAAGCUCAAGCUGCAAGAGAUCUUGAGGACCAUCGGAUUGCCACCCCCCAUGAUCGUAUUUGUCAACCAAAAGAAGACUGCCGACAUGGUCGUCAAAUACGUCCAACAGGCUGGGCGUCGUGGUGUCACACUGCAUUCCGGCAAGAACCAGGAACAGCGAGAGGCUGCAUUGCAAUCUUUGCGAGAUGGUGACGUGGAGGUGCUGGUCGCUACCGAUCUGGCCGGACGUGGUAUCGAUGUACCCGACGUCACUUGCGUCAUCAAUUGGCAGAUGGCAUCGACCAUCGAGAAGUAUGUGCAUCGUAUCGGUCGAACUGGUCGUGCUGGUAAGACCGGUAUCGCCAUCACUUUCCUGGGCAACGAGGACGAAGAGACCAUGUAUGAUCUCAAGCAAGAAAUCUCGAAGAGUCCUAUUUCGACGCUCUCACAGGAACUCGCUCAUCAUCCUGCGGCUAGGCAACGUAUCACGAGAGAGAUGAAGCGGAAGAGAGACGACGAAGACUGAUCGUUCCUGGCACUAAGGGAGACAUUGUAGUUCGAGGC
This is a messenger RNA of Filobasidium floriforme, 2732 nucleotides long. RefSeq names its product Pre-mRNA-splicing ATP-dependent RNA helicase PRP28. Gene Ontology annotation, molecular function: RNA binding; ATP binding; RNA helicase activity. Gene Ontology annotation, biological process: mRNA splicing, via spliceosome. NCBI's taxonomy places the organism in Eukaryota, Fungi, Basidiomycota, Tremellomycetes, Filobasidiales, Filobasidiaceae. The record is from RefSeq and is a predicted model, not a curated record. The coding region runs from base 295 to 2694 and encodes 799 amino acids. The transcript has 7 exons. Gene Ontology annotation, cellular component: catalytic step 2 spliceosome.